GCGGCGGCGGCGGCGGGGGAAGGAUGCAGGGGAAGAAGCCGGGCGGCUCGUCGGGCGGCGGCCGGAGCGGCGAGCUGCAGGGGGACGAGGCGCAGAGGAACAAGAAGAAGAAAAAGAAGGUGUCCUGCUUCUCCAACAUCAAGAUCUUCCUAGUGUCCGAGUGCGCCCUGAUGCUGGCGCAGGGCACGGUGGGCGCCUACCUGGUGAGCGUCCUGACCACCCUGGAGCGCAGGUUCAACCUGCAGAGCGCCGACGUGGGCGUCAUCGCCAGCAGCUUCGAGAUCGGGAACCUGGCGCUCAUCCUCUUCGUGAGCUACUUCGGGGCGCGCGGGCACCGGCCGCGCCUCAUCGGCUGCGGCGGCAUCGUCAUGGCCCUGGGCGCGCUGCUGUCGGCGCUGCCCGAGUUCCUGACGCACCAGUACAAGUACGAGGCGGGGGAGAUCCGCUGGGGCGCCGAGGGCCGCGACGUGUGCGCCGCCAACGGCUCGGGCGGCGACCAGGGCCCCGACCCGGACCUCAUCUGCCGCAGCCGGACCGCCACCAACAUGAUGUACUUGCUGCUCAUUGGCGCCCAGGUGCUCCUGGGCAUCGGUGCUACGCCCGUGCAGCCCCUGGGCGUCUCCUACAUCGACGACCACGUGCGGAGGAAGGACUCCUCGCUCUACAUAGGAAUCCUGUUCACGAUGCUGGUAUUUGGACCAGCCUGUGGAUUUAUCCUGGGCUCUUUCUGUACCAAAAUCUACGUGGAUGCUGUCUUUAUUGACACAAGUAACCUGGACAUCACUCCGGACGACCCCCGCUGGAUCGGAGCCUGGUGGGGUGGCUUUCUGCUCUGCGGUGCCUUACUCUUCUUCUCUUCCCUCUUGAUGUUUGGGUUUCCACAGUCUCUGCCCCCACAUUCAGACCCUGCCAUGGAGAGCGAGCAGGCCAUGCUCCCAGAAAGAGAAUACGAGAGACCCAAGCCCAGCAACGGAGUCCUGAGACACCCUCUGGAGCCAGAUAGCAGUGCCUCCUGCUUCCAGCAGCUGAAAGUGAUCCCGAAAGUCACCAAGCACCUACUCUCAAACCCUGUGUUCACCUGCAUCAUCCUGGCCGCCUGCAUGGAGAUUGCAGUGGUGGCUGGCUUCGCUGCUUUCUUGGGGAAGUACCUGGAGCAGCAAUUUAACCUUACCACCUCUUCUGCCAACCAGCUGCUCGGGAUGACUGCAAUCCCAUGUGCCUGUCUGGGGAUCUUCUUGGGUGGUCUCCUGGUGAAGAAGCUCAGUCUUUCUGCCCUCGGGGCCAUUCGGAUGGCCAUGCUCGUCAACCUGGUGUCCACAGCUUGCUACGUCUCCUUCCUCUUCCUGGGCUGUGACACGGGCCCUGUGGCUGGGGUUACUGUUCCCUAUGGAAACACCUCAGCACCUGGCUCGGCCCUGGAUCCCUACUCGCCCUGCAAUAAAAACUGUGAAUGCCAAACCGAUUCCUUCACUCCAGUGUGUGGGGCAGAUGGCAUCACCUACCUGUCUGCCUGCUUUGCUGGCUGCAACAGCACGAAUCUCACCGGCUGUGCGUGCCUCACGACCGUCCCACCCGAGAACACGACUGUGGUUCCUGGAAAAUGCCCCAGUCCUGGGUGCCAAGAGGCCUUCCUCACCUUCCUGUGUGUGAUGUGUGUCUGCAGUAUGAUUGGGGCGAUGGCGCAGACACCCUCAGUCAUCAUCCUUAUCAGGACAGUCAGCCCUGAACUCAAGUCUUAUGCCCUGGGAGUCUUGUUCCUCCUCCUUCGUUUGUUGGGCUUCAUUCCCCCUCCCCUCAUCUUUGGGGCCGGCAUUGACUCCACCUGCCUGUUCUGGAGCACGUUCUGCGGGGAGCAAGGCGCCUGUGUCCUGUAUGACAACGUGGCCUACAGAUACCUGUAUGUCAGCAUCGCCAUCGUUCUGAAGUCCUCCGCCUUUGUCCUCUACACAACCACGUGGCAGUGCCUGAGGAAAAACUAUAAACGCUACAUCAAAAACCACGAGGGCGGGCUGAGCACCAGUGAGUUCUUUGCCUCUACUCUGACCCUAGACAAUCUGGGGAGGGACCCUGUGCCCGCAAGCCAGACCCAUAGGACAAAAUUUAUCUAUAACCUUGAAGAUCAUGAGUGGUGUGAAAACAUGGAGUCCGUUUUAUAGUGACGAAAGGAGGUUGAACUCUGUAUUAGGAAUCAAAGGGUCAUUUUUCCUAAAAAAAGAAAAAGUUUCAAAAAAAAAAAGAAAAAGCAAAACUCAGUACAGAGACACACACCUACAUGCGCACACACACACACAUACAACACACACAACACAGCCCUUGUCCUCUUUCUCAAAAUCAGAGCCAGAUAGGAUUCAGAAUAAGGAGAACAUGGGAUCACGUGUCUGGCGUGCGACCUGCUGGGCCCAGAGUCUACUCUUUGAAGGCACCUCGUGGUUUUUUUCGGGAUGCCGACAGCUGCAAGCAACAGGCACUGCCAAAUUCAGGGAACUAAUGGUGGCCCGCUUGGAGGAUGGACCUUUCUGGAUAUACAUACACAUACAAAUUUUUUUAAAAGUCUACUAAAAAACACAAGUUGACAACAUUGCCAGGAUAAGCACUAGCGACACACCCUGUGCCACCUGCCCCCUCCACGCGAGGGUGGGGGGCACACAAGUCGCAGGAGCGGGUGUCCCCUCCUCUUACUUUUGCAAUAUGGGUCAUUGUGUAGACGACUCACCCAGUCUGCAUGUGGUUCAAGGCCCCAGAGUUCUCUCAGCGAUGCUAAUGGGUGAUCCGUGCUGGAGUCUGUAGUUGGCAUCUCUCACCAGCUCCAUGUUCAUGUUCAAGACUGAGGGCCCCGGGGGGAACCGGGCAUGGGGGGGGGGGCACAGCACCUCCCCUCCCCCCACAGCACCCCCCAGCCCCGCAGAGUGACCUCAGGAAGCAGUGGGCCUCGCCUGGCUAUGACCGACUUCUCUCAGAGCCGGUGAAACCCACACAGUCCAAGUCAUUUGCUUACAUUUGCCAAACAUUUUGCCAUUUUUAAAAGAAAAAACCGCAAUGCAUAUGAAUUUCAAACUGUUGUAUGUAUAAUCCUCUAAUACUAUUUUUAACCACUUCUAAAAUCCGUGUUAACCCUUCAAUCACUAACACAUUUCUCUAGGCUGAGUUUAUUAUGCUGGUUGCUUUCUUUCUCUUUUCCUCCUUUUUUUAAUGCACCAAAAAUAUAAUGUGAUUCAAGGGAUGCAUUAAUCUAUUGUAAUUUUUUUUUAUCGUUUUAUCCUCAUUCGGAUAUUCUGCGCAAACAAGAAUAUACCAUGUGCUACAUGAAGAAAAAAAUGCUUUAAGAGUGUCUAUGCAGCCUGCCUUUAAAAGAAUCACAUUUGAGACAACAGGGGAUAAUGUGAUGAAUUGCAAAUUCGCCUUCUGGCUUUAUUCCCCAUGAUUCAGUGAUCACUGUCAUGGGAAGCCCUUUUAUAUUCAUGCUUCACAUUCCGAGAAGCGUUCUUUUCAGCCCGUGGAGGAGACACGCUUAGAUGUGGGUUGUGUGGAUGGGCACAGUGCCUCUGGGGAUAGGCAAGAGAAGGAACAGUCCCUGGCAUGAGCUGUUGAUCGGUUUGUGGGGUCUGUGAUGGUGAAUAGACCCACAAGGUUGUAGAAGCCACCGCAGGUCUGAUGCAUUAAAAUGUCACUGUUUUCAGGGUCA
Molecule: messenger RNA, 3682 nt
Organism: Nyctereutes procyonoides (raccoon dog)
Lineage: Eukaryota; Metazoa; Chordata; Mammalia; Carnivora; Canidae
Gene: SLCO3A1
Product: solute carrier organic anion transporter family member 3A1
Exons: 10
Coding region: 24-2156 (710 amino acids)
Biological process (GO): transmembrane transport; prostaglandin transport; sodium-independent organic anion transport
Cellular component (GO): membrane
Molecular function (GO): protein binding
Source: RefSeq, a predicted model, not a curated record